Messenger RNA from Danio rerio (zebrafish), 2583 nucleotides. RefSeq names its product neuroligin 2b (gene nlgn2b). Lineage: Eukaryota; Metazoa; Chordata; Actinopteri; Cypriniformes; Danionidae. The record is from RefSeq and is marked provisional. Gene Ontology annotation, biological process: synapse assembly. Gene Ontology annotation, molecular function: neurexin family protein binding. Gene Ontology annotation, cellular component: plasma membrane; membrane; dendrite.
AUGUCAUCGGUGGACGUGGCCCGAUCACGGCGGGAGACGGUUCGCUCCUGUCCACGACGCAUAUCUGACACUUGCCUGGUGUGGCUGCUGGGCUUGGCGCUGCGCCUUGCGCUAUCCUCCUGCCAACGGGCAGACCUCACCGCCGCCAAGCACCCUAUGGUCACCACAGGCUACGGGAAGCUUCGGGGAGUACGCAAGGAGCUGAACAAUGAGAUUCUAGGCCCGGUCGAGCAGUACUUGGGUGUCCCCUACGCCACCCCGCCAGUGGGCGAGAGACGCUUCCAACCCCCGGAGGCACCCGGCUCCUGGCAGGAGAUCCGUAACGCUACUCAGUUUGCACCCGUUUGCCCGCAGAACAUCCAUGGGGUGCUGCCAGAGAUCAUGCUUCCCGUAUGGUUCACUGACAACCUGGAUGCAGCCGCUGCUUACGUACAGAACCAGAGCGAGGACUGCCUUUACCUCAAUGUCUAUGUUCCCACAGAGGAUGGUCCGCUCACAAAAAAACACGAUGAGUCUUCAAUGAACAGACCGAGGGACGAAGAUAUUAGAGAUCGUCGGAAGAAGCCUGUGAUGUUGUUCAUCCAUGGUGGUUCAUUUAUGGAGGGAACGGGAAACAUGUUUGAUGCAAGCGUUCUUGCGGCCUAUGGAAAUGUGAUUGUCGUCACUAUGAACUACAGAUUGGGUGUUCUGGGUUUUCUAAGCUCAGGAGAUCAGUCUGCGAAAGGGAAUUAUGGGCUACUGGACCAGAUUCAAGCCCUGCGUUGGCUCAAUGAGAACAUCGGGCACUUCGGAGGAGACCCGGAGAGAAUCACCAUUUUUGGCUCCGGCGCUGGAGCCUCUUGCGUCAAUCUUCUCAUCCUGUCCCAUCAUUCUGAAGGUUUGUUCCAGAGGGCCAUUGCGCAGAGCGGCUCUGCCAUAUCCAGUUGGUCAGUGAACUACCGGCCCCUGAUGUACACCAAGAUCCUGGCCAAGAAGGUGGGCUGCAGUUACAGUGACACUGCAGAUCUGGUUGACUGUCUGCGAAGGAAAAGCUACAGGGAGCUGGUGGAUCAGGAUGUCCAACCUGCCCGAUACCACAUUGCGUUUGGACCAGUGGUGGAUGGAGAUGUGGUCCCUGAUGACCCCGAGAUCCUCAUGCAGCAGGGGGAGUUCCUGAACUACGACAUCCUGUUGGGGGUGAACCAAGGUGAAGGGCUGAAAUUUGUGGAUGACAAUGAGGGCGAGGAAGGAAUUUCAGCUGCUUCCUUUGACUACACCAUUUCCAACUUUGUAGACAACCUAUAUGGAUACCCAGAGGGUAAAGACAUAUUGCGGGAGACUAUAAAGUUCAUGUAUACUGAUUGGGCUGAUCGUGACAACGGUGAUAUGCGGCGUAAAACUCUACUUGCACUUUUCACGGACCAUCAAUGGGUGGCGCCAGCAGUGGCCACAGCUAAACUCCAUGCUGAGUUCCAGUCCCCCGUUUAUUUUUAUACAUUCCACCACCACUGCCAGACGGAAGCACGACCCGAGUGGGCAGAUGCAGCACAUGGUGACGAGAUCCCCUAUGUGUUUGGUGUUCCCAUGGUGGGUGCCACAGAACUGUUUCCCUGCAACUUCUCAAAGAACGAUAUCAUGCUCAGUGCUGUGGUGAUGACGUACUGGACAAACUUUGCUAAGACAGGUGAUCCGAACAUUCCAGUACCGCAAGAUACCAAGUUCAUCCAUACUAAGCCCAAUCGCUUUGAAGAAGUUAUCUGGACCAAGUUCAGCUCUAAAGAUAAGCAGUACCUCCACAUUGGGUUGAAGCCUCGAAUCCGGGACAAUUACCGUGCCAACAAAGUUGCCUUCUGGCUUGAGUUGGUUCCUCACCUCCAUACCAUCCAUGAUGAGAUCCCCACCUACACCACGCAACUGCCACCAGGAGCCCCGCACCGGCCUGGUUGGAAGGGCACAGCCCAGAGCCCCGGUACGCGCUCUACUCGCCACCCCACGGUCUCAACCUACCCGCCUGACCCGGACCUUGAAGGUUCUGAGCACCCUCCUGAACGCUUCCCCUUUCCAAGCAAUACACGGGACUACUCAACUGAGCUGAGUGUGACGGUGGCAGUGGGUGCAUCGUUGCUCUUCCUCAACGUGCUGGCAUUUGCCGCAUUGUACUACAAACGCGACAAACGGCAUGAGCUUCUGCAACGCCGGCAUCGCCGCCUCUCUCCCCAGCGUGGGGCAGUGCCAGGUGUUGGGAUAGUGGGAGGUCCACCCCAUAAUGACCUUGCACUGAGUCAGGAGGAGGAGCUAAUGUCCUUGCAGAUGAAGCAGCAGAGGGUAGAGCUUGACCAUGGCACACCCCUUCCAACACGUGGUCUCCACGGCGACCUGGAGCCCCUGAGACCACCUGUGUGCCCGCCGGAUUACACUUUGGCUCUACGGCGGGCACCUGAGGAUGUGCCUCUCAUGACGGCUAACACACUUUCCAUGAUCCCCAGCACCAUCACUGGCAUGCAGCCCCUCCAUGCCUUCAACACGUACCCCCCUGCUCCGGCACCAAGUGCGGGACACAGCAACAACGCCCUGCCCCAUCAGCACUCCACCACGCGAGUAUAG